Molecule: messenger RNA, 922 nt
Organism: Suricata suricatta (meerkat)
Lineage: Eukaryota; Metazoa; Chordata; Mammalia; Carnivora; Herpestidae
Gene: MRPL34
Product: mitochondrial ribosomal protein L34
Exons: 2
Coding region: 145-405 (86 amino acids)
Biological process (GO): translation
Cellular component (GO): mitochondrial large ribosomal subunit; ribosome
Molecular function (GO): structural constituent of ribosome
Source: RefSeq, a predicted model, not a curated record
GAACGGCAACGCCCGGAGGCUCCAGUGACCAUGCGGGCUCUGCUGUAGGAAAAACUACAUUUCCCAUAAGGUUUCGCUCUGCAGCGGCAGAGCCUAUUAGCUUUGGAAUAGCCGGCGUGGAGACGACGCGACGGGCGGCUAGACAUGGCUUUCUCAGUCGGAUCCGUAGGUCGCCACUUGGGCCGCGUCAGGUGGCUCCAGUCCCCGGCCUGGCUGGGGCUCCCCGACGCCUGGGGACUCGUCGCCACACAGCAGAGCCGGGGAAAGGCGCGUGGAAACGAGUAUCAGCCGAGUAACAUCAAACGCAAGCACAAACACGGCUGGAUCCGGCGUUUGAGCACGGCGGCCGGCGUCCAGGUCAUCCUCCGCCGCAUGCACAAAGGCCGCAAGUCUCUGAGCCAUUGAGGAGUGCGACGCUGACCGCGCGGGACCCCCAUUAAAGCCUUUCUCUCUCCUGGGAUCUCACCUGCCGUUGCUUUUGUGGGGAGCCUGGACGACGCAGAUAUGCGAGCACCUCAAAUCGUGGGGUUGGCCCAGGGGGAGAAGUCUGGGGCUGGACUGAAAGUGGGAGUAGGAAGCCAGACCUAGUCCCUUUCUACGAUUUUGAAAUAGGAAGAAUUUCGAACAUACAGCAACAGGCCACUGAAUAGUACAGUGAACCCGUGUACUCUGUACACGGCUCUGACCACCCAUUACCCACAACCCACCUGCCCCCUCCUAUGUUAUUUUGGAGCAAAUCCCAGGUAUCGGGUUAUUUCUUCUGUAAGUAUAUCAGAAUUCAUCUCUUCUAGAAAGGCCUUUUUAAACACUCCAGGCCUGAUGACAGGCCUUUUGAAAACAUAACCAGAAAAACUUUUCACACCUAAAAAAAUGGUUAACAGUUCCUUAAUAUCAUUGUCUAAUAAUAAAUGUUCACAUUUCC